AUGACAUUUUCAAAUAUAAAAUUCAAAAAAGUGUGGAAUCACCCAGUGACGAAUAUCAUCAAAUCAUUUUGGUUCUUUUAUUGUUUGGCUGUCUUUAUUGUGAUAGCUAGAUUUGCACCAAACUUUGCCAGAGAUGGUGGUCUUAUUAAAGCUGAAUAUAGUAUAGGCUAUGGUGCAGUUGCAUGGAUAUUCCUACAGAGCGGAUUAAGUAUGGAGACAAAAAGAAUUCUAGCCAAUAUUUCAAAUUGGAGAGCUCAUCUUACAGUAGCCACGAUGAGUUUCUUAAUAACAUCAUCCAUCGUGUACGGAUUUUGUGUUGCAAUUAUUAAAUCCAAUGAUAAAAACAUUGAUAACUGGGUAUUAAUGGGUAUCAUUACCACUAUUACAUGUCCAACCACAGUAGCAUCAAAUGUGAUUAUGACUCAUGAUGCUAAUGGGAAUGACUUGCUAUGCGUUUGCGAAGUCGUGCUAGGUAAUUUGUUUGGUGCAUUUAUUACACCUGCUUUAGUUCAAAUGUAUACUAGUAAUGAUCUAUUUGCAUUCGGUAAUCCAUCACGUGGAGGUUCUAUUAGCGCAUUAUAUGGUCGUGUUAUGAAACAAGUUGGUCUUUCUGUAUUUGUACCACUAUUUGUGGGGCAAUGUAUUCAAAAUAUUUUUCCCAAACAAACAUCUGCAUAUUUAAGUUUCCUAAAAAGAUACAACAUUAAAAUUGGAUCCUACAUGUUGUUAUUGAUCAUGUUUAGUUCAUUUUCAACUGCAUUUUAUCAAAAAUCAUUUACAAGUGUAUCUCACAUCUGUAUUGUAUUUGUUUGUUUUUUCAACUUAGGCGUCUAUUUAUUCUUUACUAUGGUCUCCUUCUGCCUUGCAAGACCUUUCUUUAUUUUAAAAUUAUUCCCAGAAGAACCUAUCAAAGGGAAAUGCUCAAAAUUAUAUUACUAUUCGUACAAAAUUUUUAGACCAUUUUACUACAACAAGAAAGAUACAAUAUGCAUUAUGUUCUGUGCACCAGCGAAAACUGCCGCUCUAGGUGUGUCUUUAAUCACAUCCCAAUAUGGUGAUCACAAAGAACAUCUCGGGAAACUAUUGGUUCCCUUGGUUUUAUAUCAAGGUGAGCAAGUUUUGACUGCUAGUAUCUUUGUCCCUAUCUUAAGAAGAUGGGUAAAGGAAGAGUUAGAGGAAGACAAAUUACGUGAACAAGAGGAGCGUGAUGAUGAAAAGACUUUAUCCGGAUGUUCAGAUUUAGUAAAAUUACCAACCACUGAUAUUGAAAGACAAACUGUGUCUAGUUCCGAGUCAUCUAUUCCUUAG
Maudiozyma saulgeensis is the source of this 1308-nucleotide messenger RNA. The record is from the annotation of a GenBank genome assembly. NCBI's taxonomy places the organism in Eukaryota, Fungi, Ascomycota, Saccharomycetes, Saccharomycetales, Saccharomycetaceae.